Loxodonta africana (African savanna elephant) is the source of this 3090-nucleotide messenger RNA. It is a transcript of the gene ZNF567, whose product is annotated as zinc finger protein 567. The coding region runs from base 451 to 2466 and encodes 671 amino acids. Gene Ontology annotation, molecular function: RNA polymerase II cis-regulatory region sequence-specific DNA binding; DNA-binding transcription factor activity. The record is from RefSeq and is a predicted model, not a curated record. Gene Ontology annotation, biological process: regulation of transcription by RNA polymerase II. The transcript is spliced from 8 exons. NCBI's taxonomy places the organism in Eukaryota, Metazoa, Chordata, Mammalia, Proboscidea, Elephantidae.
CGGCUGGCCAGUGGCCGAGGGUGAGGCUGGCGGGGGUACGCCGAUCGCGGAGGAGGCGUGUGAUGCCGGGACCGUGGGAAGGUAUUUCGUGUGCACAUCCACAGUGGUUAUGAGUGUGGGUCACUCUGUGACUGAAAUGGAGUGCUUGAGAAACUGGGAGCAUAACUGUCUAGUCGGGUGGGUGGUCUCCAGCUCUAAUUGACUGGGAGCUAGAAAUGGGAAGAGAAGUCAGGGAAAAGAAGAGGUUAACAUGACUGGUACCAUUAUAAUUUCGUGAACUGCCCUUUUUCUAAAGAGAAGCCCAAAGGAGGACUGGUCACCUCUUGCAUAUCUUAAAACCAUGGCUCAGAGCCACUGGGUGGGUUUGAAUCACCAGCCUUUCGGAGUGCAGCUGAGCACUUAAAUCAUUGCACCACCAGGGCUCCUUAGGGAAAUGCAAAUCAAAACGGUAUGAGAUACCACUUCGCACCCACUAGGAUGGCCAAUAUCAGGAAAAAGGAACAGGGUCACCGUUCCAAUCCAUUACAGGGAUCAGUGUCAUUCAAAGACGUGACUGUAAACUUCACCCGGGAGGAGUGGCAACACCUGGAUCCUGCUCAGAAGACUCUGUACAUGGACGUGAUGUUGGAAAACUAUUGCCACCUUGUCUCUGUGGGGUGUCACAUGACCAAGCCCGAUGUGAUCCUCAAGUUGGAGCGAGGAGAAGAGCCAUGGACAUCAUUUGCGGGUCAUACCUACUUAGAAGAAAGCUGGAAAGCUGAAGACUUCUUAAUGAAAUCAAAGGAACACCAAGAUAAAUAUUCUAGAUCAGUUGUAUUCAUCAACCACAAAAAACUGAUUAAGGAGAAAGGUAAUAUAUACAAAAAGACAUUUACUCUAGGCAAAAACUCUGUUAAUUCAAAAAAUCUACCUUCUGAGUAUGGUACUCAUGGAACAAUUUUUAAAAAUGUUUCAGAAUUAAUCAUCAAUAAUCUAAGCCCUGCAAAAAAGAGACUUGGUGAAUGUAAUGGAUAUGGGAAAUCAUUCCUCAAUACUAAGCAAGAGACAGCUCACCCUGGAGUCAAAUCCCAUAAUCAAAGUGGGAAAGCUGUCAGUCAUAAUGAAGUGCUUAUUCAGUAUCAGAAGAUGGAAACUCCAGCACAGCCACCUGUAUAUAAUGAACGUGAGAAAUUUUUCCUUAAAAAGGGAGGCUUAAUUACACAUAAUGGAGCUUACAGAGGGGCAAACCCAUCUGAAUACAGUAAAAGGAGACGAGCAACCAAUAUUGAAAAAAAACACAUGUGCACUGAAUGUGGGAAAUCCUUCUGCAGGAAGUCAGUAUUGAUUCUGCAUCAGGGAAUUCACACAGAGGAAAAACCCUACCAAUGUCAUCAUUGUGGAAAUGCAUUUAGAAGAAAGUCAUAUCUCAUUGAUCAUCAGAGAACUCACACCGGAGAGAAACCCUUUGUUUGUAAUGAAUGUGGUAAGUCCUUCCGCCUAAAGACAGCCCUCACUGAUCAUCAAAGAACACAUACAGGGGAGAAAUCAUACGAAUGUUCAGAAUGUAGGAAUGCCUUCAGGUUGAAGUCACACCUCAUUCGUCAUCAGAGAACUCACACGGGAGAGAAACCAUAUGAAUGCAAUGAAUGUGGGAAGUCCUUCCGCCAGAAGACAACUCUCUCUCUACACCAGAGAAUUCAUACAGGGGAGAAACCCUAUAUUUGUAAAGAAUGUGGGAAGUCUUUCCAUCAGAAGGCAAACCUUACUGUACACCAAAGAACUCAUACAGGGGAGAAGCCUUAUAUUUGUAAUGAAUGUGGGAAGUCCUUCUCCCAGAAGACGACCCUUGCUCUUCAUGAGAAAACUCAUAAUGAGGAGAAACCCUAUAUUUGUAAUGAAUGUGGGAAGUCCUUCCGCCAGAAAACAACCCUAGUAGCACAUCAGAGAACACAUACAGGGGAAAAAUCCUAUGAAUGUCCUCACUGUGGGAAGGCCUUUAGAAUGAAGUCAUACCUCAUUGAUCAUCACAGAACUCACACGGGAGAAAAACCAUACGAAUGUAACGAAUGUGGGAAAUCCUUCAGUCAGAAGACAAAUCUCAAUCUACAUCAGAGAAUUCAUACAGGGGAGAAACCCUAUAUUUGUAGUGAAUGUGGAAAGUCCUUUCGCCAGAAAGCAACCCUCACUGUGCAUCAGAAAAUACAUACAGGGCAGAAAUCCUAUGAAUGUUCUCAGUGUGGGAAAGCCUUUAGCAGGAAGUCAUAUCUCAUUCAUCAUCAAAGAACUCAUACAGGGGAGAAACCAUAUAAAUGUAAUGAAUGUGGGAAGUGUUUUCGCCAGAAGACAAAUCUCAUUGUACAUCAAAGAACUCACACAGGGGAGAAACCGUAUAUUUGUAAUGAGUGUGGUAAAUCCUUCAGUUACAAGAGAAACCUCAUGGCUCAUCAGAGAACUCACAAGGGAGAAAACAUGGAAUGCAAUAAAUAAUGUGAUUUCUUUGUGCAGCCUUUCCAAAUCAUUGUAAACUUUUUAGUUAAAAAAAAAAUGCUUAAACAUGUUAACAAUUUUAAUCACAAGUGAAAUAACUCAUCAAUUUAAUCAUGUUUUGCUUACUAGCAUACAAAAGGGGUAUAAUUAUUGUUACUGAACUCUAUCAGCAGUGAAGCUAUUUGAAAAAAAUUUUUACUGAAUCAGUUUACUAAAACAUACAUAUAUGUGUGUGCAUGUGUAUGUAUAUAUACAUACACACACAUACAUGCAGUGGCAAGAUAUAGGUAUAAGCACCAGUCUCCAUAAGGGAAAGAAAAUAUAAGCUGUAUUUCUUAUUGAACUCUGGAAUAAAAAGUAGUUGUUACUUCCCCAAAGAUAACCAUUUCCCUGACUUAUACCAUAAAGUAGUUUUUGCAUAUUUUAAUUUUUAUCAUACAUCAUGAAUUCUUCUGUGUCUUUGUUUCACUCAACAUCAUUUUUAAGAUUCAUACAUUACUGCAUAUGGCAGUAGCGUAUUUUCAUUCUGUAUACUAUUCCAUUUUAAGAAUACACUAUUCUGUUGGGGGACAUUUGUAUAUUUUUUUUAAUUUUUGUGUUAUAAUAAAAACACUGCUACAUGUA